UUAGUACCGGGUGUGUGGUUUAUUCAGACCCACUUUUCCUAGCUUCACUGCAGUAUUCGAUAAGGGGUGUUUCUGGCAGUAUUCCAAAAAUGUUGACCACGUGAUUGGAUUGAUGCUGGUUCGUGUCAUAUUAAAAUAUACGCACAUUUCUUAACGAUGUGGUGUUGAACUUAAGAGAUGGAAACUGGAACCAAAACAUUAAAGCCUAAACUUGGUGAGAGCCAUGAAGCACUUAUUGAGGCAUCCAUGAAGAAGGAGAUCCUAAAUACUUUGUCAUCGUAUCAAAAUACCAUCAACACGUCUCAGAGCAGAACUCAAAGAAUUCUUAAAAUCCCCUUUUUAGGGAUUCUGUGUGCUUUAAUCUCCGCAUUAUUUUUUGCCACAGCAUCAUUUAUUGUCGCCUUUGUAACCACAGUUGAUCCAAUCGAAAUCGUAGUUAUCCGAAGUUGUAUUCAGAUGAUGUUUUGCGUACCAGUGAUAAUUUACAAUCAAAAUUCAUUCUUUGGUACUAGUGGAGAAAGAUUGUUCCUUUGUAUAAGAGCUAUUGUGGGAACAGUUGCCAUGGGAAUGAGUUACUACUCUGUUCGUCUCAUUCCAUUGGCCGAUGUUUCCACUAUAGUACUUGGCAGUCCAGCAUUAAUAACUUUAUUUGCUUGUGUGUUCCUGAGAGAACCGUGUGGAAUAUUUCAAAUAUUCACAAUUAUUAUUACCUUAACAGGUGUAGUACUGAUAUCUAGACCAUCUUUUUUAUUUGGCAUUACUUCAAUAGACCAGGUUAGUUCAGCAGAUCGCCUCCAGGGGUCUCUAAUGGCAUUUUGUUCGUGUACUGCGCGAGCAUUGUCCUUUAUAACCAUGCGAAAAUUGCAAAAAACGCCAAUUCCUGUGGUGAUUUUCAUGUUUUCCUUUUCAUCUAUUACUUUUGGCCUGCUUUAUCUCUUCAUCACAGGUACACUUAGUGUUCCAUCCUGUGGACAGGAAGCUGUUCUACUAGUUCUCUGUGGACUCUGUGGAACAUUUGGACAGUUCUUAAUGACGACCGCACUAAGGUUCGAAGAAGCUGGACCCGUGUCUAUAGCGAGAACAGCUGAUGUCGUUUUGGCUUUUAUUUUUGGAGUAUCAUUUCUUGACCAAUAUCCGUCCUGGACUAGCAUCGUGGGGGCUUUCUUCGUUUGUUCCUCAUUCUUAUUGACAGCCAUAAAGAAAUGGAGGAACAGAAGUAAGCCAUCACAUACUUCUUCAAGUGAAAGAGAUCCACUCCAGGGCAAAAAUAAUAUAUUUUAUAACUCUCUUUUGUUUCGUAAAUCUAAGUAAAAACGUUCUACAGCUUAUGAACUUUGCAUCUUGCACAUUGAGAUAUAGUGAAUUUAUCUAUAGGAUGAAUGUAAUAUGUUUUAUUACGGUCUUUCUGCCUUUGAAUGCUUGAAUAAAAAAUUAAGCCUAAUUAAAUACAGCAUAACAAAGAAAUUUAUAAUAUUUAUAAGAAGAUACAGAAUGGAAUGAAGUUCGGUUUGAUUGUUCUUAAGCACAAUCUACACAAUGGAAGAUAUUUCUUCUACUUACCAUGGUUAUCUAAGCCCAAUUUAUAGCGUCGUAGAUUGCAGAAUUACCACUUCCACUGGAUUACAUGAGGUUAGGACUUGAUUAACUGAGAAAAUAUGAUUAUGUUUCCACUUUUUCAUUUAAUUAUUUUGGAUCAUUGAAAUAACCAAUGUUUAAAUUUCAGAGCACCUUCACACACUCGUAUAAGAUAACCUGAAAUACCAACAUUGAAAUAUGACUU
Molecule: messenger RNA, 1780 nt
Organism: Limulus polyphemus (Atlantic horseshoe crab)
Lineage: Eukaryota; Metazoa; Arthropoda; Merostomata; Xiphosura; Limulidae
Product: solute carrier family 35 member G1-like
Exons: 2
Coding region: 178-1311 (377 amino acids)
Cellular component (GO): membrane
Source: RefSeq, a predicted model, not a curated record